This is a messenger RNA of Knipowitschia caucasica, 7890 nucleotides long. NCBI's taxonomy places the organism in Eukaryota, Metazoa, Chordata, Actinopteri, Gobiiformes, Gobiidae. The record is from the annotation of a GenBank genome assembly.
AUGACGCGCUGGCUCCGGGAGAGACGGAGGAGGUUUAGAAAAGCCACCAGCUCCAUCCAUUCUGUCUUUCCACGCAGCCGGACGCGCUUUUCCGUGGAGUGGGAGCUUAUUGUGCACAAGAGAGGAGCCAGAGCGCACUUACGGAACCGUUUGGAGCGAGCACAGAGCGCACGACAUUACGCACGGAGCGAGAGGGGCCACGCAGACUCCACCCAGCGCAUAAAAAUGAGCAGCCCACACCCACGGCUCACCCAAAGCUCUGCCGCGGCUCCUCCACACCCAGGCAGCGGCCCAUCCACCACCACCACCACCACCAACAGCGACAAGGACAGCGCAGAGAUGCCCGCUACGGAGAAGGACCUGGCCGAGGACGCGCCGUGGAAGAAGAUCCAGCAGAACACGUUCACUCGUUGGUGUAACGAACAUCUGAAAUGCGUCAACAAGCGGAUCGGGAACCUGCAGACGGAUCUGAGCGACGGCCUGCGCCUCAUCGGACUCCUGGAGGUGCUGUCCCAGAAGAAGAUGUUCCGAAAGUACAACCAGAGGCCCACGUUCCGCCAGAUGCAGCUGGAGAACGUGUCCGUGGCGUUGGAGUUUCUGGACAAGGAGAAUAUCAAGCUGGUGUCCAUUGACUCCAAGGCCAUAGUGGAUGGAAACCUGAAGCUGAUCCUGGGCCUGAUCUGGACCUUGAUUCUACAUUACUCCAUUUCUAUGCCCAUGUGGGAUGAGGAGGAGGAGGCUGAAGAGGGCAGACAGAAGACUCCCAAACAGAGGCUCCUGGGUUGGAUCCAGAACAAGCUGCCAGAGCUGCCCAUCACCAACUUCAGCAAGGACUGGAGGACAGGGCAGGCUCUGGGGGCCCUGGUGGACAGCUGCGCUCCAGGCCUGUGCCCGGACUGGGACUCGUGGGACCAGACUAAACCCGUGGAGAACGCUCGUGAGGCCAUGCAGCAGGCAGACGACUGGCUGGGCAUCCCACAGGUGAUCACCCCAGAGGAGAUCGUGGAUCCAAACGUGGACGAGCACUCGGUCAUGACAUAUCUGUCCCAGUUUCCAAAAGCCAAACUGAAGCCUGGAGCUCCCCUGCGGCCCAAACUCAACCCCAAGAAAGCCCGCGCAUACGGUCCAGGUAUCGAGCCGGUGGGGAACGUGGUGAUGAAGAAAGCCUUGUUCACAGUGGAAACCAUCAGUGCUGGGAUGGGAGAGGUGCUGGUGUAUGUGGAGGACCCGGCCGGACACAGGGAGGAGGCUAAAGUGACUGGGAACAAUGACAAGAACCGCACCUACUCAGUGGUGUACACCCCCAAAGUCACAGGCAUGCACAAGGUGACCGUGCUGUUCGCAGGGCAGCACAUCUCCAAAAGUCCCUUCGAGGUGGAGAUCGGAAUGGCUCAGGGGGACUCCAGUAAAGCCACAGCUCAGGGGCCCGGCCUGGAGCCCACUGGCAACAUUGCCAAUAAGAGCACCUACUUUGACGUCUACACUGCUGGAGCGGGCGUGGGUGAGGUGGAGGUGAUGAUCCUGGACCCUGUGGAGAAGAACACCACAGUGACCUGCACCAUUGAGGACAAGGGCAACAGCAGUUACCGCUGCACCUACAAACCCACCCAGGAGGGGGCGCACACAAUCUAUGUCACCUUUGCCGGAGGACAGAUCAGCAAGAGCCCGUUCACAGUGACUGUGGGAGAGGCAUGCAACCCAAGUUUGUGCAAAGCCACGGGCCGCGGUCUGCAGCCCAAAGGCCUCAGGGUGAAGGAGACCGCAGACUUCAAAGUGUUCACCAAAGGAGCCGGAACUGGAGAGCUCAAAGUAACCAUCAAGGGCCCCAAGGGACUGGAGGAGCCUUGUAAGAGAAAAGAUCUCGGAGAUGGAGUUUACGGGUUUGAGUAUUUCCCCUCUUCGCCAGGGACUUACACAAUCACCAUCACCUGGGGAGGACAGCACAUCCCACGCAGUCCCAUGGAGGUGAAGAUUGGCGCGGAGGCGGGUCCGCAGAAGGUGCGUGCCUGGGGUCCCGGGUUGGAGAGGGGCAUCGUCGGCAAGUCUGCAGACUUUGUGGUAGAGGCCGUUGGCGACAAUGUGGGCACGCUGGGCUUCUCAGUGGAGGGCCCGUCCCAGGCUAAGAUUGAGUGUGACGAUAAGGGAGAUGGUUCCUGUGACGUGAGGUACUGGCCCACGGAGGCGGGAGAGUACGCCGUGCACGUCCUGUGUAACAACGAGGACAUUCAGCACUCGCCCUACAUGGCGGAGAUCGUCAACGCCCCAAACAAGGACUUCUACCCAGACAAGGUGAAAGCGUACGGCCCGGGGCUGCAGAGUACCGGUUUGGCGGUCGGAAAACCCACAGAAUUCACAGUGGAUGCAAAGUUGGGGGGAAAAGCUCCCCUCAAGAUCAUCGCUCAGGACGGUGAGGGAAACCCGGUGGAGGUCGAGGUCAAAGACAAUGGAAACGGCACGUACAGCUGCAGCUACACCCCCAAAAAGCCCAUCAAACACACAGUGAUGGUGUCAUGGGGAGCAGUGAACAUCCCAGACAGCCCCUUCAGAAUGAACAUUGGAGCCGGCUGCCAUCCCAACAAAGUGAAGGUGUCGGGUCCCGGAGUGUCGAAGACUGGUCUGAAGGCGUUUGAGCCCACAUACUUUACUGUGGACUGUGCAGAGGCCGGACAAGGAGACAUCAGCAUAGGUAUAAAGUGUGCUCCUGGAGUGGUGGGUCCAGCAGAAGCUGACAUCGACUUUGAUAUCAUCAGAAACGAUAACGACACGUUUACAGUGAAGUACACUCCCCCUGGAGCCGGCAGCUACACCAUCAUGGUUCUGUUCGCGGACCAGGCCAUUCCCAUGACGCCCUUCAGAGUCAAAGUGGACCCCACUCAUGACGCGUCUAAAGUCAAAGCAGAAGGACCAGGACUCAGCCGCAGCGGUGUGGAGCUGAACAAACCCACUCACUUCACGGUAAACACCAAAGGAGCCGGAAAAGCCAACCUGGACUGUGCCUUCAGCGGCCCCAUCAAAGGAGAGCUGGUGAAGGACUACGAGGUCAUAAACAACCACGACAACACACACACUGUGAAAUACACGCCGGUGCACCAGGGCCCUCUAGGUGUCGCUGUCACGUACGGAGGCGACCACAUCCCCAAGAGUCCGUUUAAUGUGGCCGUGGCACCUAGUCUGGACCUGAGCAAAGUCAGCAUCAGCGGCCUGGGAGACAAGAUGACCGUGGGCAAGGACAAAGAUGUCACAGUCAAGUCCAAAGGAGCAGGAGGACAAGGCAAAGUGGGAGCCAAAGUGACCGGACCCUCGGGAAAACCCAUCGCCAGCAAGGUGGAGCCAGGUCUCAGCGCAGAGACGGCUCAUGUGAAGUUCAUCCCCAGAGAAGCCGGACCGUACCAAGUGGAGCUGACCUACGAUGGAGUGCCCAUCCCCGGAUCUCCCUUCACCCCCACAGCCUAUCCCGCCACAGACCCCUCCAAGGUACGCUGCUCUGGGCCAGGGCUGGAGCGGGCCAAAGUGGGGGAGACGGGGGAGUUCAUUGUGGACUGCACCAACGCAGGGCCAGCCGAGCUCACCAUCGAGAUCAUCUCCGACAGCGGGACAGAGGCCGAAGUGCACAUCCAGGACAACGGGGACGGCACGUACACAAUCACCUACAUCCCCCUGUACCCCGGCUCCUACACGCUCACCAUCCGCUACGGCGGCCAGGAUGUGCCCAACUUCCCUGCACGUCUCUCCGUGGAGCCAGCUGUGGACGCCAGCGGGGUGCGGGUGUUUGGGCCCGGAGUAGAGGGCAAAGGAGUGUACCGAGAGGCCACCACAGACUUCACAGUGGAUGCACGGGCUCUCACAAAGACUGGAGGAGACCACAUCAAAGCCCUGAUCUCAAACCCGUCAGGAUCUGGCACAGAGGCGCUCAUUGCUGAUCGAGGGGAUGGGACCUACAGCGUGGAGUACACCCCCUAUGAGGACGGUCCUCACAGUGUGGAGGUGUGUUACGACGGCUCCCCAGUGCCUCAGAGCCCGUUCAGAGUGGUGGUGACUGAAGGCUGUGAUCCUACCAGAGUCAGAGUCCACGGACCAGGACUGAAGGGUGGGAUCACCAACAAACCAAACAAGUUCACAGUGGAAACCAGGGGGGCAGGCACUGGGGGUUUGGGAUUGGCCAUGGAGGGCCCAUCUGAAGCCAAAAUGUCCUGCACUGACAACAAAGACGGCAGCUGCAGCGUGGAGUACGUCCCCUACGAGGCCGGGAUGUACAACCUGAACGUCACUUACGACAAGCGACCAAUCAAAGGAAGCCCCUUCUCUGUCCCGGUCAGCGACACCGUGGACAGCACUAAAGUGAAAUGCCAGGGCGCUGGUCUGGGCACAAACGUCAGAGCAAACAUCCCCCAAACCUUCACUGUGGACGCAUCCAAAGCUGGAGUGGCCCCACUUCAGGUGCGCGUGCAAGGGCCCAAGGGAGUGGUGGAGCCUGUGGAGAUCGUAGACAACGGAGAUCAGACUCACUCUGUGAACUACGUCCCGACCAGAGAAGGACCCUACUCCAUCAACGUGCUGUACGCAGACGAGGAGAUCCCCCGCAGUCCAUACAAAGUGAAGGUGCUGCCCACCCAUGAUGCCAGUAAAGUAAAGUGCAGUGGUCCUGGCCUGAACACCACAGGGGUGCCCGCCUCCAUGCCCGUGGAGUUCACGAUUGACGCCAAGGACGCAGGAGAGGGGCUGCUGGCUGUGCAGAUCACUGACCCAGAGGGAAAGCCCAAAAAGGCUGAGAUCAGAGACAACCAGGAUGGGACAUACCUUGUGUCGUACGUGCCAGACAUGACCGGCCGAUACACCAUUCUGAUCAAAUACGGAGGAGAUGAGAUCCCCUACUCCCCCUACCGCAUCCGUGCACUGCCCACCGGGGAUGCCAGCAAGUGCAUGGUCACAGUGUCAAUCGGAGGUCACGGUUUAGGUGCCGGCGUGGGCCCCACCAUCCAGAUCGGCGAGCAGACUGUUAUCACAGUGGAUGCCAAAGCGGCGGGCAAAGGCAAAGUGACAUGCAGCGUGUUCACUCCGGAGGGGGCAGAGCUGGACGUGGACGUGGUGGAGAACGAGGACGGAACCUUCGACAUCUUCUACACGGCGCCUCAGCCUGGAGAGUAUGUGAUCUGUGUGCGCUUCGGCGGCGAGCACAUCCCCAACAGCCCCUUCCAAGUCACGGCGCUGGAGGGAGCCCCGUCUGACCCCUUGCUGCAGCAGAACCAAAUGCCCCAGUACUACGCUCAGCAGCCCUGGGCGACCGACCGACCCAUGGGGAUGAAUGGCCUGGACGUGGCUGGACUCAGGCCUUUCGAUCUGGUCAUUCCCUUCACCAUCCAGAAGGGGGAAAUCACGGGUGAGGUCCGCAUGCCAUCUGGAAAAGUGGCCAAACCAGAGAUUGCUGACAACAAAGACGGCACGGUGACGGUGAAGUACGCUCCGGUGGAGGCGGGGCUUCACGAGAUGGACAUCAAGUAUGACGGCAUCCACAUCCCUGGGAGUCCGCUCCAGUUCUUUGUGGACUACAUGAACAGUGGGAACGUGAGCGCCUAUGGACCAGGCCUCAUCCACGGGACGGUCAACAAACCAGCAGUGUUCACCGUGGACACCAAGGAGGCUGGAGAGGGAGGUCUCUCCCUGGCUAUCGAGGGCCCCUCUAAAGCCGACAUCAGCUGUGUGGAUAACCAGGAUGGCACAUGCACAGUGUCCUAUCUCCCGGUGCUGCCCGGAGACUACAGCAUUCUGGUCAAGUACAACGAGAAGCACAUCCCGGGAAGCCCGUACGCCGCCCGCAUCACCGGAGAUGACUCCAUGCGCAUGUCGCAGCUGAAGGUGGGCUCUGCUGCAGACAUCCCUCUGGACAUCGGGGAGCUAGACCUCAGUCAGCUGACCGCCUCUCUGACCACUCCAUCAGGACGAGAGGAGCCGUGUCUGCUCAAGAUGCUGCGUAACGGCCACGUCGGAAUCUCGUUUGUGCCAAAAGAGAUCGGGGAACACCUGGUGAACAUAAAGAAGAACGGGCGCCACAUUCCCAGCAGCCCCAUCGCCGUCAUGAUCAAAGCAUCUGAGAUCGGAGACGCCAGCAGAGUGCGUGUCACGGGACCAGGCCUUAGCGAAGCGCGCACCUUCGAGCCCGCGGAGUUCAUCAUCGACACCACAGACGCAGGUUACGGCGGCCUGAGUCUCUCCAUCGAAGGCCCCAGUAAAGUGGACAUAAACACAGAGGACCAGGAGGACGGAACAUGUAAAGUGACCUACUGUCCCACAGAGCCCGGAAACUACAUAAUCAACAUCAAGUUUGCCGAUCAGCAUGUCCCAGGCAGUGCGUUUACGGUGAAGGUGACUGGAGAGGGCCGCAUGAAGGAGAGCAUCACGCGGAAGAGGAGAGCAGCGUCUGUGGCGAACGUGGGGAGUCAGUGUGACCUGAGCCUCAAGAUCCCUGAGAUCAGCAUUGCGGACAUGACUGCCCAGGUCACCAGUCCCUCAGGGCAGAUCCACAAAGCAGAGAUCAUGGAAGGAGACAACAACACCUACUGCAUCCGCUUUGUCCCCACUGAAACUGGGGUGCACACAGUCUCCGUCAAGUACAACGGAUCACAUGUGCCCGGGAGCCCAUUCCAGUUCACUGUGGGGCCCCUGGGAGAGGGAGGAGCCCACAAAGUCAGAGCAGGAGGACCCGGGCUGGAGAGAGCUGAGGCGGGUGUGCCAGCCGAGUUCAGCAUCUGGACCAGAGAAGCAGGCGCCGGUGGCCUCAGUAUUGCGGUGGAGGGGCCCAGUAAAGCAGAGAUCUCUUUUGAAGACAGAAAAGACGGUUCUAGUGGAGUGUCCUACAUCGUCCAGGAGCCUGGAGACUACGAGGUGUCCAUCCGCUUCAACGAGGAGCACAUCCCAGACAGCCCAUUCCUGGUGCCCGUGGCCUCCCCCUCGGACGACGCUCGCAGACUUACUGUUGCCAGUCUUCAGGAGUCCGGCCUAAAGGUGAACCAGCCCGCCUCCUUCGCCGUCAGUCUGAACGGAGCCAAAGGAGUGAUCGACGCCAAAGUGCACAGUCCGUCUGGAGCGCUGGAGGACUGCUGCGUUACGGAGAUUGACCAAGACAAGUACGCGGUCCGCUUCAUCCCUCGAGAGAACGGCCUGUAUCUCAUUGAUGUGAAGUUUAACGGCAGCCACAUCCCUGGCAGUCCCUUCAAGAUCAGAGUGGGGGAGACGGGACAGGCUGGAGACCCAGGCAUGGUGUCUGCAUACGGGCCAGGACUAGAGGGCGGGAGCACCGGCACGGCCUGUGAGUUUGUGGUGAACACGAGUAGUGCGGGCCCCGGGGCCUUGGCUGUGACCAUCGACGGGCCGUCCAAGGUGAAGAUGGACUGUGUGGAGUGUUCAGAGGGCUACAGAGUCACCUACACCCCCAUGGCGCCCGGAAACUACCUGAUCUCCAUCAAGUACGGAGGUCCCUACCACAUCGUGGGAAGUCCCUUCAAGGCAAAGAUCACCGGUUCAAAGCUUGUGUCCAGCCACAGUAUGCAUGAGACGUCCUCUGUGAUGGUGGACCCACUGACCCGCUCAAUCAGCUGCUCCCAGGCCGCUCCGCUCUCUGAUGCCAGCAAAGUGGUGGCUAAAGGACAAGGUCUGAGCAAAGGCUUCAUCGGACAGAAGAACAGCUUCAGCGUGGACUGCAGUAAAGCUGGCCGUAACAUGCUGCUGGUGGGGGUGGACGGCCCCAAAGUCCCAUGCGAGGAGAUUCUGGUCAAACACUUGGGGAACAGAGUCUACAACGUCAGCUACCAGCUCAAAGAGAAGGGCGACUACAUCCUGGUCAUCAAGUGGGGAGACGAACACAUCCCUGGCAGCCCUUACCGCAUCAUCGUCUAA